Ornithodoros turicata is the source of this 1387-nucleotide messenger RNA. RefSeq names its product putative RNA-binding protein Luc7-like 2. Gene Ontology annotation, molecular function: mRNA binding. The transcript is spliced from 9 exons. The coding region runs from base 105 to 1187 and encodes 360 amino acids. NCBI's taxonomy places the organism in Eukaryota, Metazoa, Arthropoda, Arachnida, Ixodida, Argasidae. Gene Ontology annotation, biological process: mRNA splice site recognition. Gene Ontology annotation, cellular component: U2-type prespliceosome; U1 snRNP. The record is from RefSeq and is a predicted model, not a curated record.
UAGUGCGGAAGGAACUACGAGUGAGUUGUGGGCGCCAUUGCUGCGUUGUGUCGGGGAUCGACGUGUUUUGCGUGCUGAAAACAGAGGAAAUACAGAUAAUUAUAAUGUCCGCGCACGAACAGAUGCGGCAAAUGCUGGAUCAAUUAAUGGGCACAGGCAGAGAUGGAGAAAACAACCGCUACAAGGUACAUUUCACCGAUCCCCGGGUUUGCAAGAGCUUCCUGCUCAACUGUUGUCCACAUGACAUUCUGGCAUCCACUCGCAUGGAUCUCGGGGAGUGCCUGAAAAUUCAUGACCUGGCCCUCCGUGCAGAUUUUGAGAAUGCUUCGAAGGACAAGGACUACUUCUAUGAUGUGGAUGCCAUGGAGCACCUUCAGAACUUCAUUGGGGAGUGUGAUCGUCGCACGGAGCAGGCCAAGCGUCGCCUGGCAGAAACUCAAGAGGAACUGAGCAGUGAAGUCACUCAAAAGCUGAACCGCAUGCAAGAGCUUGCAGAACUUAUGGGAAAGAAGCUUGCAGCUGCAGAGGCGAAAGGUGCUGAUGGCAAUGUAGAGGAAUCGCUAAAGCUAUUGGAAGAAGUCGAGGAUGUGCGCAAGAAGAAAGCAGAGGCUGAACAAGACUACCGCAACUCAAUGCCAGCCUCGUCAUACCAGCAACAGAAGCUGAGGGUGUGCGAGGUAUGCUCCGCUUAUCUUGGUAUCCACGACAACGACAGGCGUCUCGCCGAUCAUUUUGGAGGGAAGUUGCAUCUUGGCUUUAUCACAAUACGUGAGAAGUUGGAUGACCUGAAGAAAAUGGUGACUGAAAAGCGUGAGAAGGCUCGUCAUGAGCAACAUGAAAAAGAGCGAAUGGGUGGAGUCGACAGCAACCGCAGAGCAGCACCACGGACUUGGGAGGCCACAAGGUCGCAUAGCCGUAGCCCCUCCAGACGACCACGUCAACGGUCUCGAUCCAGAGAAGGACGCAACCGGCGGUCUCGUUCACGGUCUCCCAACCGUCGAGCAAACCGGGGAUCUUCGGACUACAACCGGCGCAAUAGAAGUCGUGAGCGGGAACGUUACAGGGAUGGGCGCAACAGACGCCCGUCAAGAGACCGCAGGAGCGAUGGGAACUCCUCUCGAGACAAGGAUCGCAGAUCAGAAACAAGGACAAGUGAUGGAGAAGAAAAUCACAGAGGUGAAAAAUGAUGUUGGAUUGCCCCUGGAUGGCCAGCAGCCAACCUGUUGGUGUAUAUAGUGACUGUGGAAGAGGAGAUGGGUUUUAUGGCAACCUUCUUAGCCAUUUGUAUUGAAUAUUCACGAGGAAAUGUGAAAAAACACCCUAACUGUGGAGCACGGUGGAAGAUUGAGGUAAACAUACGAAAAAUAAAGCAUCUUCUCUAACUGUU